UUGCAUAACACGGAAUCGAAACCCUCGUCUUCCUCUCUGACCGACUGCGAAGCUAAAAUCAUCGAAGCUUGAAAAGGUCCUCGAUGGCGGGCGCCGCGUCUUGGAAUACCUUCACCCUAAAUGCUCCUCCGGCUGCGCCGGUCGCGGCCGGGCCUCAUCACGUCCGCCGCUCUUCCCUUGCCGUCACCGCCCUCCGCCUGAGAUCCCCAAUUUCCAGGAGCAGCGGGAGGUUUUUGUCCUCCCCCGCGCCAAUCCGCACCCGGGCGGUGGUCGACGACGACGAGUGGGGCAAGGAGGGAGGCGGGGAGCCGGAGAGCGGAGUCGCAGUGGUGGAACCCCCGGUGGAGGAGCUGAGCGAGGCCGGGGAGCUGAAGAGGAAGCUGAUGGAUCUGCUGUCCGGGACGGACCGUGGGCUGAAGGCGUCGAGCGAGACGAGGGCGGAGAUCGUGGAGCUCAUCACCCAGCUCGAGGCCAAGAACCCCACGCCCGCUCCCACCGACGCCCUCCCCCUCCUAAACGGCAAAUGGAUCCUCGCGUAUACCUCGUUCUCGCAAUUGUUCCCACUUUUGGGGUCGGGGCGGCUGCCGCAGCUGGUGAAGGUGGAUGAGAUAUGUCAGACUAUUGAUUCGGAGAGCUUUACGGUGCAGAACUCGGUGAAAUUUGCGGGUCCUCUCGCCACCACUUCUGUCACCACGAAUGCCAAGUUUGAAGUCCGAAGUCCCAAGAGAGUACAGAUCAAGUUCGAGGAAGGCAUAAUUGGAACCCCACAGCUGACAGAUGACAUCGUUGUUCCCGACAAGGUCGAGUUCCUGGGGCAGAACGUUGACCUCUCUCCAUUCAAGGGGGUCAUAAGCUCCAUCCAGAAUGCAGCAUCAUCUGUGGUUAGAACCAUCUCUGGACAACCUCCACUUAAGAUACCAAUAAACAACACCAAUGCACAAUCCUGGUUGCUGACCACUUACCUCGAUGAGGAGCUAAGAAUCUCACGAAGUGAUGGCGGCAGCGUCUUUGUGCUCAUCAAGGAAGGCAGCCCUCUCUUGAAUUGAUACCGAUCCUUCUGCUGCCAAAUAUGAAGUUUGCUAUACUAUCAUAUGCCCAAGUGGGUAACGCAUAGCCUAUAAAUCAAAUAGGCUUAUAGAUAAUAAAUGUGAUUUGAAAUAGAUGUAUAAAUUACAAUAUAUGUUAUAAUUAAUAGCGAUGGUAAGUCAAUAUGAGAGAACUCAUACCUAUUGGUUCCA
Molecule: messenger RNA, 1238 nt
Organism: Musa acuminata AAA Group (dessert banana)
Lineage: Eukaryota; Viridiplantae; Streptophyta; Magnoliopsida; Zingiberales; Musaceae
Product: probable plastid-lipid-associated protein 2, chloroplastic
Exons: 3
Coding region: 84-1046 (320 amino acids)
Source: RefSeq, a predicted model, not a curated record